Messenger RNA from Lactuca virosa, 396 nucleotides. The record is from the annotation of a GenBank genome assembly. NCBI's taxonomy places the organism in Eukaryota, Viridiplantae, Streptophyta, Magnoliopsida, Asterales, Asteraceae.
AUGCCCCUCAGCUGUGAACAAUAUGGGUGGGUGCAUGAAUUAUUCUCACCAUUCGGGAAGUUGAUUGACAUAUACUUUGGCGAGAAGAAGGGUAAGAACGGGAAAAAUUUCGGUUUCAUAAGAUUUGUUGAUGUUCCAAACGUGAGGGCACUGGAACAACAACUAAACGGAACGAAGUGCAGGAACAGUAUGCUGGAGAUUAAUGUAGAGAAGCACAAAAGAAAGGAGGCUCAACCUAAACCAAUCCCGGUAAGAAAACCACCACCUACCUUCUCUAAUGCUUCAUACCAUGCCAAAAAUACUAGAGAUGGAAGAUCUUUUGCCGAGGUUGUAAAACACAAAGCAGGAGCAAUGACUACCUCUCAAGCGCCCGACACCUCCGAUUCAAUUGGUUGA